AAUUGAGUUUAUGAAUGUACUAUUGACAAUCAAACAGAUAUUAUGUUUUGUCAAUAUUUGCUUAAUAAGUUGAAGCACAUUAUAAUUAAUCAUCGUGUUCGACCACUUGCUAGCAGCAUGUCUCAAAGAGAUGUAGCUAAAAGAAUAGUAUGGAUGGACUUAGAAAUGACAGGCUUAGAUAUAGAUAAAGAUCAUAUACUUGAGAUAGCAUGUCUGGUGACAAAUGCUGAUCUUGAUAUUGUUGCCACUGGGCCAAAUCUCAUCAUACACCAACCGGAAGAAAUACUGAAUAGCAUGGGACAGUGGUGUACUGCUCAACAUGGUGAGAGUGGACUGACGGAGGCUAGUCGAAAUUCGUCCCUGUCAAUACAAGAAGCUGAAAGACAAGUUUUAGAAUUUGUUAGUCGCCAUGUUCCUGAAAAUAGAAGUCCCUUAGCAGGCAACAGUGUUUACAUGGAUAGAUUAUUCAUACGUAAAUUCAUGCCAAAACUGGAUUCCUAUUUACAUUAUAGAAUUAUUGAUGUUAGCACAAUUAAAGAGCUGGGAAAGCGGUGGUAUCCAAAGGAGUUCUCUAAAAUACCUCAGAAAAAAUUUAAACAUAGAUGUAUGCAUGAUAUCACGGAGAGUAUAGCAGAAUUAAAAUAUUAUAGGGAAAAUAUUUUUAAAAACUAGCUGUGUGGGGAAUGACUUCGGAAAGGGCUAUAAAAAAAGAACAAAAGUAGUGGAUUGUACUCAUUUACAACAUUGAAGCAUAAUUUCUUACAUGGCAUAGAUUGCGUAAAUAUCUCUAUUUGGAGAAAAAAAUACAUGUAUAUAAUAUUUUUGACUCAUUUCUUAAAAGAAAAAAUAUGACAAAGGUUGUAAACAAGGUUGUCACAUUUUUUGCGUACCAUAGAGAUUUUAAGUGAUGUAAGUACCGUUCGCAAAAUGGAAUAUUUUUAGGACUGUGAUUGCUAAUCCGUAAACCAUAUAAUAAAAUUAUAUGGUUAUAAGUUAUAACUAUAAUUAUUAACCUCUUACUUAUUGGGUCACUCAAGCGAACGUCAUUCCUUAAUACGGGCUCAUGUUUGCGCAAGUUUCCUACUUGACGUUACUUUAUUAUAUUUUCGACGUUAAUUUAUUAUGUAUAUAUUUUAAAACAACUUUAGCUAAGUUUUUAAAAAUUGACAUCAAUUCUAAUUAUAAAACUUAAAAUGGCAGUUUUUGAUUUUUAAUGCUUUAAUUAUUAAUAUUUUAUUUUUUACACCUAAAUGUUAAUAAUAAAAUCAACAUUUUUGGCAAUACGGCACUUGCUUUUCAGAUUAUUGUUUACGAAAACAUUAAGUAUAUAGUCUCUUAGUGAUACAAACAACAACAGCACUAGUUUCAUUAACACAAGAUCAACUAUUCUUCCAUUAACAAAGAUACAGACGUACUAUAUACUUAAUUUAGUGAUAGGUGUUUUUCAAUUAAUCAGCUGUUGUUUUUAUCGAUAACAGAAAUGACCAGUGGAAUGCUAUAAGCGAUAUUUAUAAUAAAUUUUAGUAGUAGUGUUAACUGGUUUAAUAGGUGGUAGAGCUAUGCUGCAGCUAAGCAGCUAUGUAUAUAGCCGCAGCGUGAAUGGUUUUGUUCGACCUGCUGGCUGCUGUGUUUUGUGCAGUAAAUUUAAAAAAUUGAGGCCCCUUUUUACUAAACGAAUGAGGCAUUCUAUUAGCAUGUCAUCAGGCAUUCCUUCUUAGUACUCAGGGUUGAUAAUUUUUUUAUUCAUCUGCAUUACAAUUCUAUAUUAAAGGUAGAUGUAGAUGUCUACGGGCCACAGCAUCCACUUACCAUCAAGUAGAGUGUGCGCUCACUGUGUGACAAAGUGUGACAACUUUUGAUAUAAUUUAAUAAAAAUGGAACAGUUAUGCCCACUAUGUACUACAAUUUUAAUUUUAUUGUUAUUUUUAAACGGUGCCUCAAUCUGGAUAUCGUUUAAAAUAGCGACUGUAUAAAAUAGAUCAAGCUGUCUAGUGUUAGUACAAAGUUAGUGUGGCGGCGCUGUCGUCGCGCCACAAGCGAAACACAUCGAAACCUAAAUCGCACUAACAAAGUUCCGAAGUUAAAAGCAGUAUAUAUAGAAUAGCUCCGAACUACCAAUCGGAGCGUUGGCCGCUCCCCGGGCAGAACUCCUUGCCUGGCGGGAGAUCUCCCCUUUUCCACCCGCCACUGUGGUGACCAACCGACGUGAUAUGAACACGCAACCAACAACCUUCGGAAACUACAACUUCAAAAAAACCUUCGUCAUCGUCCUCAAGUAACCCCAUUCGUUCGCUACCGAGCAGAUAUUGUCUGCAGUCUUCAGCAUUCUGCAAGCCAUCUAGCUUUAUAAAGGUUCAUCGCAGCACUGGAAUAAUAAUGCUUCCUGUUCCUUCAAGCUACUCUCUGCGCUACAGUGUUCGGCACGGCUCUGAGCCUUACUGCUCGCCUCUGCUUCACGUCACUCUCGCAGAUUGCUUGACUUCUUCUUGACUCACCGCAGACUACAAGGCAAUCCCUGGUACUUGUUCUGGCUCAUCGUUCUCACUGGCAUCACUUGCAAGUGCGUAGUACGGCAUGCAUUACACACCGGCAUAUAGUUCGCACCGGCGUCAUUUGCCCUUACACACACAGCAGGAAUUCCCCACCGGCAUUAAGGACGCACUGGCAAUCGGACUGCACUAUCGACCUCCGGUCUGAGCAGGGGGGUGAUGUGGCGGCGCUGUCGUCGCGCCACAAGCGAAACACAUCGAACCUAAAUCACACUAACAAAGUUCCGAAGUUAAAACUCUUUUUCUUGCUCGCAAUACACCAUCUUCUAUUAUGGGGUCGAGCUUCCUCAAGGCGCUGCCGUUGACCAAAUUCUUCCUUUGCUGGAGUCGGCUGAUGUCUUCAGCAAAACUGUCGAGCUGGCUGCGUUUUAUCCAUAGCCGCUCUGCUCUCUGGAUGUGCUGUAGGGUUAGUUCUUGAGCCCUUCCUCGCAUGGCGUCGAUAAACUGCAUGAUCCUUGCUGUGGCCCUGAUCAACUGAUCCACAAUCCAAAACCUGGUCAACAAUGUCUGGCAGGUGUGGGGAGUCCUUGAUUUCGACGUGAUGCGCCACGAUUUCCUCUAAGUUGUCAUCUUCCCCUGCCCUCCCUUGUUUUUGCUGUGGCCAUUCGCUUUCUUCCUUGUAGGGAAAUGACGGUCCGGUGAACCAUUGAUCGCUUUCUCUCGUGCUUACGAAGUUCAUGCGCGUUAUUUGGUCUGCUAUAUUAUGUGCAGUUGGGAUCCAUCUCCAUUGAUCGGGUGAGGUUUUCUCGGCUAUCUCACAGAGUAGAUGAGCUACAUAUGGAGUGUAACGCGCUGUAUCGUUCCUUAUCCAGUGAAGCUCCGUAGUAGAGUCCGUCCAAUAUAUGACCCUAUCUGCUCUCACUCUGUGUUCGAUCUGCACGAAUUCCGCGAGUCGCGCGCCUAUUAAAUUCGCCUGUAGCUCUAACCGCGGUAUACUUUGCGCCUUAAUCGGGGCGACUUUCGACUUUCGUCUUAUUAACGUAACCCUAACCGUAUCUUCGCGAUACCGGAUACGCCAAUAUGCUGCGGAUGCGUACGCGCGUUCACUUGCGUCGUUGAAUACGUAAAGUUGACGCUCUACUAGUCCCCCCGUAGGACCAUAGCAUCUCGGAAGUCGCAGUUGUGAUAGUUCUUCGACGACUUGCAGCCAUCUCUGAAACUCGUCUCCUACCUCCUCGGGUAGUUCAUCAUCCUAUCCGACCUUCUUCACACGCCACAAAUCCUGCAGCAGGAUCCUCGCUGUGAUUGUGAGGUAGCUGAGCAGACCGAGUGGGUCCAAAACCGACAUUACUGCGCUCGACGCCUCUCUCUUGGUCGAGGAGGUUGCGAUCGAGGAGGUCGAUGGAGCUUCUUCACAUCGUACGGCAUUCUAUUCAUGAGAGAAUACUUUUGGAUGGAGAGACCUUUGGGGUCCUUAGGUUUGAGGUUGGUCUCCUGGAGGAGGAGGAGGAGGUCGGCUUCGCGAUCUCGUAAAAAGAGCUUAAGCUCAAGGAGGUUAUUAUGCAAACCGCGGAUAUUAAAGGAAACAAGCGAUAAACCCUUAGGCUUAAUACGACCGAGACGUACGGUGAGAGCAGAAGGCUCUGACAUUAUUUUAAGUUAAAUUAAUUUAACUUACAAGAGCAAGGAAACGUUCCUGAGGGGACUGAGCAGCGUGCUAGGAUGGCAAUCUCCCCUGUGUCGAUGCUUCUAAUAACAGAAUAAACUGUAUUCAGGUCAUCAGCCAGUGAGGAUUGUGCUUGGUGUGGGGCGGUGGAUGUCCGCGGGGUUCAGCCUUUUUGGGGCCCCAGGGGAAACGGGAAAAGCCCAGAGGGUUCGAGGAGGGCCCUAAGGGGCCUAGGGGGACCCUGAGAACGCCUGAUGGGGCUGGGAAAAGCCCUGACGGGGCAUUUUUGCUGGGAGAGCCGGGAAUGAAUUAUCAUUGAUUGGCGGUGGAGCUGGUUUGGCAGCUUUGGUAGGACGGGGGCCAGGAGCGCGAAGACAGCCUCUGUAGUUGGCCGGGUGGCCAGACAGCUGGCAUAGGACGCACGCGGGUGUGGAUUUGGUAUUACGGGCUGAGGACACUUUUGAGCUAUGAGGGUCUAGGCAAUUAACGCACCUGGGGGUGGGGGGUGUGAGCAGUUGGCCGUCGCAUGCCUAUAGAGUUGACAGCGGCGGCACUGCGCCGGAUGACGCUCGAUAUGUGGAGGCUCGACCUUUACUCUCGACCAGCCGCACACGGUGCGUACCUACCGGAAGAUGUCUGGCCUCCGGCACGUUAGUCAAGAUUACAAUAGCAAGCGGGAACCUCUCGCCCUUGUUGCUGUGCAUCUUGUGCACAGCCUCGAUCUGGAAGCCUUGGGAUUUAAGGUCCUCUAGGAUGUCCUCGUUGGAGAGUUUGAAGGUAACUCCGCGGAUGACAGCACUGACCUUACGCUCUGCCGAAAGAGCGUGUAGGACACACGCUCGGCUGUGAAGAGCCUGGUGACGCGACGAAAGUCGUUGAUGUACUGGGGGAUUAUUAUUUCGCCGAGGUUGGUGGCUUGGUCAUAUUUUAUACCUGUGUCGUAACAGGUUUUGGAAAGUCUGGUAAAUUGGCCUUUGUCUCUGAGGAAGACUGGGGGCGGGACCUGUUUCUUAGCGAGGGUGAGAGUGCAGCGUGAUGCUGGCUUGGAAGGGGAAGGGGAUGUCUAAUUACAUUAGGGGGACAACGGCAGCGGCGGGGGGUGAGGGUGGCACCAAGGGCUGCCGGGACGGGGGGUGUGCGAUUUUUAGUAGCGCGUUUCGGGUCGCGCUUGGAUUUCACUUUCGUGAGGGGGGGUUUCGUCAGUUAUUGUUCCGUCGGAAUCUGUCGACUCCGUGGAGCAGCUAUGGAUAUAUAACUAUGGAUGUAUUGUCAGUGUGGGUGGCAGACCUCUUCCGGGAGGACGACUUUACGGACCCGGUGUUCGAGCCACGAGCACUUCAUGGCGUUGGAAGCGAAGGACGCGGACGAGUCGCUCUGCGGGACAGCCGUAGAGGUCGCCGGGCAGUACGUGACAGGGGCCGGGGGUGACAUGCCUGAGGGGCAAGGGAGGUAAACAAUUUGACGAAAACGGUUUCGUCGAUUGCAGGUAAACCUAGGGUCUGGUUGUACUGGGUGAGGAAGGCCCUAAGAAUGUCCAGAGUGUACAUGAUUGGAUUAGACGUUAUACUCAAUGGAAACAAUGUGGGACUAGACGUUAG
Parnassius mnemosyne (clouded apollo) is the source of this 5753-nucleotide messenger RNA. The record is from the annotation of a GenBank genome assembly. NCBI's taxonomy places the organism in Eukaryota, Metazoa, Arthropoda, Insecta, Lepidoptera, Papilionidae.